Molecule: messenger RNA, 1821 nt
Organism: Durio zibethinus
Lineage: Eukaryota; Viridiplantae; Streptophyta; Magnoliopsida; Malvales; Malvaceae
Source: RefSeq, a predicted model, not a curated record
UAUCACUUGUCUAAACUUUGCUGUUUAAGCUCUAUCUUUUCAUCAUCUCUUUUAUCUUCAUUGACUUUUUCUUUGCUCUCUCCCUUUUCCUUUUCUGACUCCUCUCCAUGCAGAUCGGCAUCAGCUCGACUCUUCCCGCUCAAAACUUGCACGUCUUUCAAGCCAGACGGGCAAGUUUCAAGUGCGAAAAAUCACCUCUAAACCCUUUAACAAAACCUCAUGCAUCUUCUCAAAAGCCUGUUUCAUCAGCAUCAUCAUCGACUGAAUUGACUCGGCAACACCUUUCCAACCUCGAAAAACUCCUCCAGAAAACGAACCAAGCCGACCAAGAACAAGUUAUCAAAGCCCCCACGAAUGGAUCAAUCGAAAACAAAGGAAAGGUUUUACUCGAAGGGCUUAAUCUUUCCAGGAUUUGGCCUGAAAAAGCCGCUGAAGAGAUGUCCCCACGUCAUUUAAAUAGGCUUCAGAGGCUUUUAUCGAAAACCAUGGAAUAUUCACCGAGGAACAACCUUGCUUCUCGUUGGAGAGAGUACCACGGUUGCAAUGAUUGGUCAGGUUUGCUUGACCCGCUCGAUGAAAAUCUAAGGCGAGAAGUGGUUAGAUAUGGGGAAUUUGUUCAAGCUGCCUACCAUGGUUUUCAUUCCAACCCCGCCAUGUCAACCGACGAGGCUCCUUUACCAAGGCACGUGGCGUUGCCUGAUAGGUCUUACAAGGUGACCAAAAGUCUUUACGCCACCUCGUCUGUCCGGUUACCGAAGUGGGUAGACGACUUGGCUCCCAAUCUCGGGUGGAUGACCCAACGGUCUAGUUGGAUCGGAUUCGUAGCGGUUUGUGAUGACAGAAGGGAGAUACAACGCAUGGGAAGGAGAGAUAUUGUUAUUGCUUUACGGGGAACCUCUACGUGCUUGGAAUGGGCUGAAAAUUUUAGAGCCCAACUGGUUCAGAUUCCUGAAUCGGAUCACCCAACCCAAAAGGUUGAAUGUGGGUUCUUGAGCUUACACAAAACACCGGGCGCUCACGUGCCUAGCUUGGCUGAAUCAGUGGUUGAAGAAGUGCAAAGGUUGAUUGAGAUGUACAAAGGUGAGAGCCUUAGCAUUACAAUCACAGGGCAUAGCCUUGGUGCAGCAUUAUCACUUUUAGUUGCCGAUGAAAUAAGUUCAUGUGCGCCUCAAGUGCCGCCAAUCGCUGUUUUUUCUUUCGGAGGGCCUCGAGUUGGUAAUAAAGGUUUCGUCCAGCGACUUAAUGAAAAAAAUGUUAAAGUGUUACGAAUUGUGAACAAUCAAGAUUUGAUCACUAGGGUUCCGGGUGUAUUUAUUAACGGCGAAGGAUCGAAACACCAACAACAAGAAGAAGAUCAACGAGAAGAACAAAGAAAUGAAAGUUUUGUGAGCGUAUUUAAUAUGCUUGAUAACAAUAAUCUAUGGGCAUAUUCCCAUGUUGGAGUAGAACUACGGGUCGAUACUAAGAUGUCACCCUACUUAAAGCCGAAUGCUGAUGUGGCAUGUUGUCAUGAUUUGGAGGCUUACCUACAUUUGGUGGAUGGAUUCUUGUCAUCUAAUUGCCCAUUUAGGUCAAAUGCCAAGAGAAGUUUAGUGAAGUUGCUUCAUGAUCAAAGAUCAAAUGUGAAACAAUUGUAUACUCACAAGGCCUUGAGUUUGAACGUUGAAAGGGAUAGGUGUAGCAUCCCUAUGCCUAGUUGUUUGCCUAGUCCAUCUCGAUAAUUAGCUAAGCAUAUCAAUAGUUAAAAAUAGAAAGAAAAAAAGUUAAAAAAAGAUUGAGAAAAACUUGCACAUAUAUACUUCAAAUCAAUGAGGUGUCCAU